Messenger RNA from Fomitopsis serialis, 1693 nucleotides. RefSeq lists its product as uncharacterized. NCBI's taxonomy places the organism in Eukaryota, Fungi, Basidiomycota, Agaricomycetes, Polyporales, Fomitopsidaceae. The record is from RefSeq and is a predicted model, not a curated record. Gene Ontology annotation, cellular component: nucleus. Bases 284 to 1558 code for a protein of 424 amino acids. The transcript is spliced from 6 exons.
GUGUGCAUUCACGAAAGGCCCAGCCCGCCAUUUACAUCUGUAUUCCACAAAAGGAAAGCCACGUGGCUCAAGAUGCAUUGUCGGUGGAUGCUUGAACAGCCAUAAAUCAGUGCUGCCCUUGUGGUGUGUGUCUCCCUUUCAUUCUGCCUCUCCCCGCUCACCCACCCGUAGUACAAGACGCGCUCCACAUCUACGAACGCGCGGCAGCACGCCCGGAACAAAGGGAACGAAGCUGCAGAACGCAUAAGAGGCGGGGCCUCAGGCGAGACACCCAUCUGCGGCCAUGGCGAGCAGGAACCACUCCCAUCUACUUUUGACCAACUUAUCGCCGACCUCACUCGCGACGCACACCGCGUACACCCAAAGACGCGCUCCAAUUCUGCGCGAACUGCGCACUCGCACCCGCGACAUCCUCUCCGAGCACCAUUCGUUCGCCCGCGACGUGCCCGCCGAUCACUACCACGACACGCCGAUUAGCCCCACCGCCGGCUCGCAGCCCGACGGGGUCUCUCCAUUCUCCAAGCCCACUUUUGCUCAACGCUCCUCGCUCCGCGCGUCCAUGGCUGCUACCAGCCCCUUUGGCAGGCUGAACGUCCCCGGAAACGCGCUUCUGCCCAAUUCGUCCACCGGGAGCCUCCACUCCCUGGCCCCACCGAUGUUCAGGAUGGAGGCCGACGAGCUCUCCCCGACUUCGCCGAGCGGUACGCCUAACCCCUUCGCUUCCUUUGCCAAUGGCGAUGUCACGCCACACGGCGACUACCUGCAACCUCCCGAGUCCACCAUUUUCGCGCGACGCGCGUCCGUCAGCGCGGAGUCCAUCGCAGUGGACGAGGAGCCCGAUGAGCCGCUGCCCAACUUCAUUUUUCGCGACCUCGACGAGGAGCAAGAGACGGGUGUGCUCAUGGCGAUGCGCGAGGUGCGCGCGACGAAGGACGAGGUUGUCAUCCGUCAGGGCGACGUCGGCGACUUCUUCUACGUCGUCGAGGCGGGGUGGCUCGACUGCUUCAUCCGCCCCGAGCCUCUGCCGCCCGCGUGGCUCACAGGAACUCGGCGCCCGAGGAGGAGCGGUGGUCGCGAUGGACCGUGCACGCUGUGGUCGCUUGACCGGAUCACGUUCCGCACUAUCAUCUCAAGGCGGCGCACAGGAGCGUACAUGUACGAGCAGUUCCUGUCGUCCAUCGCGGACGCGCUGGUCAGCAAGGUGCAUGAAGACGGCGAGCCGGUCGUGCGCCAGGGCGACAUGGGCGACACAUUCUUCUUCGUCGAAGACGGGGUAGCCGUUGUGACGAAAACCGAGCGCACGGAGGACGGCCAAAGUCGCGAGGUGGAGGUGAACCGCCUCACCAAGGGCGACUACUUUGGCGAGCUUUCGUUGCUGCGCCGUGAGCCGCGUGCGGCGACGGUGAGUGCAGUUAGCCGAGCGGAUCGCUCAGCGCCGAAAUUGAAGGUGGCGGCGCUUGAUGCGAAUGCGUUCACCCGCCUGCUGGGGCCGCUGCGGGAGAUCAUGGAGCGCAACGCGGGGCAGGCGUACGGUGCGGUGCCCCGAAUGUCGCGAUGAUUGGGCUCGGGCGCAGAAGACUGCUGGGUGUUUCUUGCUGUCGUUGUUUGUACGGGACGGAAAGUGUAGUCUAUUGUAAUCACGUGUAUCGCCUGAUUGGGGGUGAAUGCCAUGACGAUGCGAGUCGGGACUGCC